AUGGAUAAACUCAUGUCUAAGCUUGGCGGUGGUAGCCAGUCCAAGGACAAGGAAGGUGAAGGUGGCAGCUCGAACGACAAAGACUACGUCGAUAAGGGCCUCGACUCAAUUGAAAAGAAGUUCGGCGGUGGUCGAAUCAAUCCUGACGACCCGAAGGUGCGAGAGACGAAUGAGAAAUUUACGGAUGCUGCGAGAAACAAGCUUGAGAGUCUGACUGGGCAAAAGGUCCCCUCUAAAUUCUCCAACUAG
Molecule: messenger RNA, 249 nt
Organism: Aspergillus nomiae NRRL 13137
Lineage: Eukaryota; Fungi; Ascomycota; Eurotiomycetes; Eurotiales; Aspergillaceae
Exons: 3
Coding region: 1-249 (82 amino acids)
Source: RefSeq, a predicted model, not a curated record